ACAGCAGAUUCACAAGUCAGCUCAUCGGUUACGACUUCAGACGAUCUAUAAUCCCAAGGGAAUCAUGAACAUGCUUAAACUCAGGACACUCCUUCUCGGCUAUGCCUUUUUUUUCUGCCAGACGUCCUCAAAUGCGGCACCAUCCAGUAAGGAGUCCAUGUCAGAUGGGAUCACACUAUUGAACAAGGAUGCUGAAACGUUACUCAGAGCUAUCAAAGAGUUCAUGCAGAUAACCUCAGAUGAACCAGCAAAACAACCAGCUGACGGGGAGAGCAAUUUGACAGCACAAAAACGGGCAUGCAACACGGCCACCUGCGUGACGCACCGCUUGGCUGACUUUUUGAGUCGCUCAGGUGGACUUGGACACAGCAACUUUGUUCCCACAAAUGUUGGUGCGCAAGCAUUUGGCAGAAGAAAGCGGCAUGGCCUGAUGCAAGACCAGAUACAUGCCCAAUAGAUCAGGCUUAUCUUCAGAGACAAAACUCCAUCAUCGUCUAGUCACAGUAGAAGCACCUUAGGAAGAAGCAACACUUCACUCCAGAAACUAUCCUUCACAAACAUGGAGAUGUGUCUUUCAUUUAACUAAAUGGUUUGCUGUUAGUGAUUAGAAAACAAAGCUGCUUACAGUGACAAGACUUGACUCAUUUUCUCUGCCUUGACCUCUGGCUCAUCUGCAUUUCUGACCCCACUGCUGUUGUAUUACAGUGUGUCGAAAUGGAAAUGCUAAACUUUGCAUCUGUGUUACUGACACAAAUGUGAACAAAUGUUCUGUGGCUGUUUCUGAAUAUUGAUGUGAAAUUCUUGCAUUUUACUGUGGAUGAGAUAAAUUAUCUGUGAAAGAUAAAUGUUGGAAUAAUUGUAACUGGGGAGUAGAAAUAAAUAGUAUUUUAGCUACUGUGUGACUGUAUUGAAUAAAUUUUAGAACUGAUUUAACCAUUUAUGCCAAUUCAUAUUAAAAAGGUACAGACAGAGAGUGAAACAGAGAACAUUAACAGUUAAUAUAUGUUAUAUGCA
This is a messenger RNA of Gambusia affinis (western mosquitofish), 1014 nucleotides long. It is a transcript of the gene calca, whose product is annotated as calcitonin/calcitonin-related polypeptide, alpha. The record is from RefSeq and is a predicted model, not a curated record. NCBI's taxonomy places the organism in Eukaryota, Metazoa, Chordata, Actinopteri, Cyprinodontiformes, Poeciliidae. The transcript has 5 exons. Gene Ontology annotation, molecular function: calcitonin receptor binding; hormone activity. Gene Ontology annotation, cellular component: extracellular region. Bases 65 to 457 code for a protein of 130 amino acids.